UGUCACGUUCACGCUCCUAUCUCAUCGCGACGUAUUUUGAAAAAUGCGCCGUCUGCCCUCAGUAGUCAUUAUAUGUUUAUUAACAAAAACAACGUUUGCUAGUUACACAGAGAAUGAAUCUGGAUGGCAUGGAGUGUUUAGUUAUGGACCUACGAAUUAUGGCUCUAUUGAUAACGCACAAGUUCGUCAGGAUGAUGCUUCCUAUGCAAGCAAUAUUCCGGUUUCCUCUUAUGGAAGCAAUAGCGGUUUUCAAGAAGAUUUAGAUCAGAAAUUAAAUAUUGGAAAUGUUCAGACUUCAUUCACUCAACCUGUAGCGAUUAGUGAGCACGUGGAAAUUACGAAGCCGAUGGUAGUGCCAAUUGUAAAAAAUAUUGGAGUUCCAGUAGCACAGCCCGUGCCAAUUCCUGUGCCACAUCCUGUAGCAGUAACUGUUGCUCAGCCCUAUCCUGUUCAAGUUCCUGUUGCCCAGGCCGUCGCCGUACCAGUUGUGAAGACCAUCGCGAUUCCAGUCGAGAAGAAAGUGCCGUAUCCGAUCGAGAAAAUCGUACCAGUGCCCAUAGAAAAGCUGAUGCCAAUAACUGUAGAAAAGCACAUACCUUUUCCAAUAGAGAAGCCAUACCCGAUUCAUAUACCAGUUUAUAAACAUAUUUUCCAUCGGAGAACGAAAAAAAAAUACCGCCGCACUCGCGGUCGCAGUCGAAGAUACUCGAAAUACACGUGCCCAAACAUGAAUAAAAUCGUGUUUCUUUCUCUGAUGUCUUUGGCUGCGGCCAUGCCGGUGAUCGUGGACCAAGACGGUAGACAAUAUGUGAUGCAAUUAUUCAGCAUCCAGCACACAAUUGAUCGAUCCGAUCAGGAGAUCUCUGGUACUUCCGGCGGCGGUUAUGAUGGUGGUUACGGAAGUAGCAGCUACGGGAGUAGUAGCUAUGGAAGUAGCUACGGGGGUAGUGAUUAUGGAGGCGGUCAAGGAGGUGGUGGUUACGGUGCUAGUUCCAGUGCGCAUCUAGAGUCAUCCAGCGAUCUUGACAGUGGUCAUCAAGAUUUCUCUUCCGGUGGUGGUGGAUAUGAUGCUGGUCAUGGCAGUGAUGAUGGCAGCCAAGGAAUCUCACUAGACAGCGGGCACAAUUACGUUCACAGUGUUCCCAUUUCCGAACAUGUAGAAGUGACAAAACCCGUAGCUGUACCGGUUUACAAACACAUCGGUGUCCCGGUUCCAAAAUCAGUACCGAUAGCUGUGCCGCAUCCGGUAGCAGUUGGUGUUCCGCAACCUUAUCCCGUCCAUAUUCCCGUACCGAAACAUAUUCCUAUACAGGUAGUGAAGACGGUGGCAAUUCCAGUAGAGAAGAAGGUCCCUUAUCCUGUUGAGAAGCAUAUACCAGUACCUGUCGAGAAGCCGGUUCCUAUUACGAUCGAGAAACAUAUCCCUGUUCCAGUAGUGAAGCCAUAUCCCAUCAAAAUUCCUGUCUACAAAACCAUUUAUCAUCACGCGAAAAAGCAUUAAUAUGUGUCUAAGGGAAAAAGAAGCACAAUAUAUUACACAUAAUUUAGAAGUAAUCUUUAACAAUCCAUAGCUUU
Nylanderia fulva is the source of this 1575-nucleotide messenger RNA. RefSeq lists its product as uncharacterized. The record is from RefSeq and is a predicted model, not a curated record. Lineage: Eukaryota; Metazoa; Arthropoda; Insecta; Hymenoptera; Formicidae.